Lactuca sativa (garden lettuce) is the source of this 1076-nucleotide messenger RNA. The record is from RefSeq and is a predicted model, not a curated record. NCBI's taxonomy places the organism in Eukaryota, Viridiplantae, Streptophyta, Magnoliopsida, Asterales, Asteraceae.
CUUCUCUCUCCUCCUGUUCCUUUGGGUUUUUUCUAUUUAUAUUUACAUCAGAUUUCGUGUUCUUUGUUCUUUAAAGCCACUUUCACCAUUUUUCAUGAACCCAAUUGCGCUUUCUCUGGAUUCAUCAUUCAUGGACAGAUAGAGCGAUUCAGAUCAAUCAGAGAGUGAUUUUGUUUGGUUGUCAGUCAAAAAAAUGAGUCGACUCGGUGAACUAAUGGCUCUGUUUUUGCAGGAAAGUGAAGAGACAGAAAGGAGCACGAGAACGAUCGUCGACCUCCUAAGGGAGAGAACCAUGGACGGCGGCGAUAGGUUCCGACGACGGAAGAGUCUCCAAGAACGGUUAGGAUUAAAGAGUAUGGUCUGUUGUGGAUCCGCUUGGGGCAUCGGAAUCGGACCUUCCACCAUGAGCACCCGAGCCGACGACGAUGACGACGUCGUUGACUCGAUCCAUCAAAUAGAUGUCAUAGACGUGAAUCUAACACCGCCGGACACCAAUUCCUAUCCCGAUUGCAUCUCUCCGUCGCCUCGAAUGAAUCUCGCGGCGGCAUUGGCUGCUGAACGGCAGUUCCGGACCACCGCCGAGCCUUUGAGUCCGAACAAUGAAGCAGCCAAUGAGACGUUGCCACGUACGUCGACUGCGGAUCUUGGUUCGCCGUUGCGGAUAUCGUUGAUGAGACUGUUGGAAGAAACGGACGGUGAGGAUCAUAAGAAGGAAGAUAUGAGCAGGGAUCAGGUGUGCUGCGUGUGUAUGGGAAGGAAAAAGGGUGCAGCGUUUAUUCCAUGCGGGCAUACGUUUUGUAGGGUGUGUUCGAGGGAGUUGAUGUUAAAUCGAGGUUGUUGUCCCCUUUGUAAUCGAUCUAUCCUCGAAAUCCUCGAUAUUUAUUAGAUUUCCAACGGUUGAAUCUUAAGAUCCAACCUUAUAUAUUUUUUAAAAUUAAUAAAAUUUAUUUCAUUCUUAUUAAUUAAAUCUCAAAAGAUGAAAUCGGAUUUUGAGAGUCUAUUGUUUUUAUCUAAUGUGUUUGAUGUAAGGUGAGUUUGGCAUAAUUAGUUCAGCGAUCGGUUGACAUUUUAUUUUA